UUGGGGUUGGAACUUUGGAGGAUAUCCAGCACACACAUCUCUCUCGCUCUCUCUCCCCCCGCCAGUCUCAUCGUGUCGGGGCUAGGAUCGCGAAGACACGGAGAAAGAAGGAUUUACUGCACGACAUGAGGGGUGUGUGGGUUUUGUCUGCAGCUUUGCUCCUCUUGGGUCUGGCCACGACUGCAGGAUACCCCCAAAGAGAUGCCAGAGACUGGUGUGAACAUGACAAAGCUCUCCACAAACGGUUGGAUAUUGUAGAAAAGAAUAUAGAACGAACGGUCAAUCACUUGGAGGCUGAAAUAUCUGCCUUGCUCAGAGUCAUUGAGACUUCAAACCCCCCACUUCAGCUGGCAGCUCCAACCAUGGACAUUUUUGAGAAUGGUUUGCACUGAAUGUUAUGAUGCCAGUUGCAAGUUGAAAGGCAGUCAUGAAUGGACAGAUACAUCAAGAAACUAAUCAACAAGAUGGGAUUAAAAAACAUCUGUCAUCAGUGUCUACAGUUAUUUCUUAUAUUAAUGAAUUCUGCAACCUGUUCCUCUCAUGGGAUUAUAUUGAGAAACCUGCUAACAUUCAUUCUAUAUCUGUAACCAGGGUAGGUUGUAGGUGCUUUUGCUGGGAGAUCUGCUAUCACAGUUUGUCACAUUUGUCUGUCUUGCGACAUCCUCACAUUCACUGUCGCUCAUCUGUAACUGCUCUGUGACUUCCAUCUUCCAACAGUGUUGAGGUUGACCCCUCUUUCAGCUGCCAUUUACCCUCUAGAAGAGGCUUUUCAGCUCUGAUCAAAUGGCCCAAAUACGGACAUUUUUUUUUCAGGAUGUCCUUUUUUAAAGUUCUUUUUGCUCCUGCAGUUUUAAGCACCUCUUCAUUUUUCUUGGUCUAUAUAUGGAAUUUUUAGCUCACGUCUUAGAUCCAGGAUUGAAAGCCCUCUUUUUUGGAUGUAGGUUUGCUCGCUGAGCUGCAAGGUUCAUUUACAGGUCUGGAGGCUCACUGAUGAUGUUACCUAGUAUGGU
This is a messenger RNA of Chiloscyllium plagiosum (whitespotted bambooshark), 1010 nucleotides long. Its product is annotated as placenta-specific protein 9-like. The record is from RefSeq and is a predicted model, not a curated record. Lineage: Eukaryota; Metazoa; Chordata; Chondrichthyes; Orectolobiformes; Hemiscylliidae.